AAGUUCACAAGCUGUUUACUUUGUCGCGUUAUUAGCAAAAUGUGAAAAAAAAUCAGUGUAAUAGCCGCGUCGAAGCGGUUUAUAAGUAUAUAAUGUGUUUUAAUAUGUUUUUGUAUUAUUUUAUUGUUUUGUUCACGUUUGUGUUGUGCUAUAGUGAGGAGGAUCUUGGAUACAGUUUAAAUAUUGGAAACGCUAUCGAUGUGUUUGCGAACUAUGGCGACCUGUCCCAAGUAACACAGGUAAUAUCAGCAGACUACGAAGGUGAAGAAAGCGAAGACUCCAUAGUUCCGUUCAGCGAAAAGAAUAUAAAAGUCUUCACCAAUGUCACCAGCAAGGAAAGCGGGGGUGAAGCCGAUGGAGUUACUAGCAUGGAACUCAUGCUAUGUGAAACAUUCGAUGACCUGCUUGAUGCAUACUUCAAGAAUUUCAAGAUCGAAGGAACAGACAAGCCAUGGAAAGCGUUCAUGGGAGAUUGGAUCCACGACGAAAUAAUGAGGACAUUCGGCAUAGAAUAUGAAAUAAUGAGGAAUUUCGGCAUAGAUUGUUGUUUCGUACUUGUCAAAUUGACGAAAAUGCACAAGACGGUAGAACUGGGGAACUUGAACAACGUAGGCGUAAAGGAUUAUGUUAUGAGAGCCAUUGAAGAUCUGAAUGUAACAAACACUGCAGAUGUCAGAAGGUUCAUGAAGAGCUAUGGGACGCACUACAUCCAUUCUUAUGCGACUGGAAAUAUUAUUUACCAGGUGUUCAAGUACAAGAGGCGUGGAUUUGACUUACUGCGUUCAUACAUCGCGAUGCGCAACACUGGACAAGCAAGUUCUGCUAAUCUUCGCUUCUAUUUCUCAUCAUAUUUCCUCAAACAAGUCGGUGAUAUCAAAAUAGCUAGCGGCAAUAAGACAAUAGAAACAUGGGCACGAACCAAUCUUCGGGACAGCCAAUACCUUUACUCAAGACCAAGUCUUCUACGAUUAAACUACAACGCCGUUCUAGUUCACAAGUUGAACAAUUUAAUGGACAAUGGAGCCUUAAUAGCCCUUAACUUGAAGACUUUAAGGCCAUUAUUCAGAGACAAACGCAAAGCAGAUAAAUAUGCUGAAAUAGUACAAAAUGAUUUACAAUUAUGGGAAAACAAUGCUUAGUUUAAUUUUGAAAAUUGUGAUUUAAUAUUGUUUUAAAUAUAAAAAUUAACUACUGCA
Molecule: messenger RNA, 1196 nt
Organism: Spodoptera frugiperda (fall armyworm)
Lineage: Eukaryota; Metazoa; Arthropoda; Insecta; Lepidoptera; Noctuidae
Product: torso-like protein
Exons: 5
Coding region: 93-1139 (348 amino acids)
Source: RefSeq, a predicted model, not a curated record